Dentiscutata erythropus is the source of this 1497-nucleotide messenger RNA. The record is from the annotation of a GenBank genome assembly. Lineage: Eukaryota; Fungi; Glomeromycota; Glomeromycetes; Diversisporales; Gigasporaceae.
AUGUUAGUCACUUCCGAUGAAGACAUUGAUGACACAUCAAAAUCUAUAAUAUACAACCAUUUCCACUCGCCAAUAUUCAAAGGCACUAUUCUCGGAUGUAUUGUUUCUAUCGCAAUGUUAAUAUUAGCGAUCUUUAUAGGAAUGAAAGGUCAUAUAAAAGGCUUCGAUGUUUUAUGGGAUUUACGUGUUGGAUUCUUCUUGACGAUUGUAACAAUAAUUACAAGGAUAACGUCUUAUGUUAUAGAGUUUAUGAUACCGACAAUUUUUGCAGGAAUAUUAGUCUUAAUUCAAGUUACCAAUUUAAAUGAAUCUGGUACAAAUAUCAAUCAAUUAAUGGAAGCAUCUAUAGCCCAUGGUAUAUGGAGUAUUACGAAAGCAUGUUUUAAUUCUGGUCGAACACGUAAACUGGCCAUCAUUAUUGCUUUACCACUACUUUGGCAAUAUGUAAUUACAAUGGCUGAUUUAUUCAUUCACGCAACUUCCAUCGGAAAUUUACAACGAUUACAAGGAUCAACAAUUCAGAGCCCAAGAUCACUAGAAAUAGCAACAAAUUGUUCUGAUAUAUCUUACUCAGAUAAUUGCAUAUCACACGUUCAAGAUCCAAGAAAAGUAUUAGAAGUGUAUCAAAACGUGAGCGAGUCCUUUCAAAUUCGGAGUAAUGAAGAUGUAAUUUAUCUUUUGCAAUCUCCACCUCCACAACAAUCCUAUUCAUUUUCAGGAUCUGGUAUCUUUUUACAACCAUCUUGUAAACCAAUCAGUAGUAUAUGUAAUGUAAAAGUAUUUAAUGGCGGUAUUACAAAUUACACCUGCCCUCAAACUUUAUGGUCUGUUUCAGGAAAUACGGUAACAAAUGCUUUUUUCGUCAACAUUACUUCUGCUAUCAAUAAUCUCGAAAGGUAUGAAGCAUCUAAUCCUAUACAUGCAAUUGUAAAUAUGCAUUUUGAUGUAGAUAAAUCUGCACAUUAUGAUUCUGAAUUCGUAGUAGAAUUACACAAUUACCUUACAAUUUUACUACACUGUCAAAUAUUGGCUUCAAAAAUCGAUUAUGUUGUUACCCUUGGAUCGUUAAAAGUAAUUUCACAAGAAAACUUGACAAAUUCACAACUUUUUACCCUUGGUGCUGCAUCAAUGCAAUAUAUAAUGGUGUAUCGAGCAAUAGAUGAUGUUGAAAUUGUAGCACACAAAGGGAAUAGCACAUUAUUAGCUAAUGAAUUUGCACAAAAAUGGGCUCAAGCAACAAUAUCUACAUUUAGCGUUGUAGUACAAGAAAACGGAGUAGGGAAAGGAUAUAAUUAUAUACUUGAAGAGAAUAUAGAUCAAACUAUCAUUCCAUUUUCGAGAUUGCUUUAUCAUGCCUUGAUUGAGAAGCAUGACAGAGAAGAUAGAAGUUUGGACAGUUUGGCAGCACAAGCGAGAAGAUUAGAAAUGAUUGAGUGUAGCAUUAAAACGGAUCAAGGUCAUUUAGAAUUUCAUAAAAUUUCAAAAGAAAUGCUUUAA